AUGGCUCACCGCCACGUCCGCACACGCCGGCUUCUCGAACAACCUCGACUCUUCCGUCCCCGCAAUCGAAAAGACCUGUUGAGGUACGUCGUGGCAAAGAACAUUGCCCCAGCAGCCUCAUCAGAGCGAAUACAGCAACCUUGCGAUGGCGACCCCUACCCCAGUGUGAUGGAAGAGCUGCGAAGUCACUUCUCGAAAUCGGGAAUAUUGACCAAUAUCGGCAUCGUUGAUGUGAAAAAUCACUACAUGCUAUAUCCACGAAGCCAAGGGGAUGUUAUAAAUGGGCGGUCCCAGACCGUGGACAACCUUAUCACUGCCGCCACCCAGCGUCUGUCCGAGAUCAAAGAAGAGAUAUGGGUGUAUGAUCGAGGGUAUUGGAGCAAAAACCACAAGCUCUGGAAGAACGUGCAAGGUUGCAAGUGGAAAACGUGA
Molecule: messenger RNA, 432 nt
Organism: Letharia columbiana
Lineage: Eukaryota; Fungi; Ascomycota; Lecanoromycetes; Lecanorales; Parmeliaceae
Exons: 2
Coding region: 1-432 (143 amino acids)
Source: RefSeq, a predicted model, not a curated record